GGUGAAUAAUGCACCUGGAUGGCAUACACUCACGGGGCCUUAAAGAAUUGAGCUCUAGGGGUGGCCGUGGUAUACUUGGACAGAGGGGUGGCCGUGGUAUACUUGGACAGAGGGGUGGCCGUGGAUGUGGUGGUAUACUUUGGACAGAUGGGGUGGCCGUGGUGGCCGUGGUAUACUUGGACAGAGGGAUGGCCGUGGACGUGGCCGUGGAUGUGGUAUACUUGGACAGAGGGGUGGCGGUGGACGUGGUAUACGUGGUAUACUUGGACAGAGGGGUGGCGGUGGACGUGGUAUACUUGGACAGAGGGGUGGCGGUGGACGUGGUAUACUUGGACAGAAGGGUGGCGGUGGACGUGGUAUACUUGGACAGAGGGGUGGCGGUGGACGUGGUAUACUUGCACAGAAGGGUGGCGGUGGACGUGGUAUACUUGCACAGAAGGGUGGCGGUGGACGUGGUAUACUUGGACAGAAGGGUGGCGGUGGACGUGGUAUACUUGGACAGAAGGGUGGCGGUGGACGUGGUAUACUUGCACAGAAGGGUGGCGGUGGACGUGGUAUACUUACACAGAAGG
This is a messenger RNA of Staurois parvus, 572 nucleotides long. Lineage: Eukaryota; Metazoa; Chordata; Amphibia; Anura; Ranidae. The record is from the annotation of a GenBank genome assembly.